This is a messenger RNA of [Torrubiella] hemipterigena, 2960 nucleotides long. The record is from the annotation of a GenBank genome assembly. NCBI's taxonomy places the organism in Eukaryota, Fungi, Ascomycota, Sordariomycetes, Hypocreales, Clavicipitaceae.
GCUAAUCAACGACAUCGCAUCGCACGCUCAACAAAGCGGCACUAAUUUCGACUCUUGGAGUGCAUCUGGAAGCAGUAUUAAAACGAUAUUAUCAGGCGCUCGCCCAACGCUCUUCAUCUUCUCGCCCAACAGGCUACCAGUUAGGCGCCGGCGCUCCAUGAGCUCGACCAAUUGAAUUUUGGCGUGCUGUAAUGGGCCCAAAUGCUGGGAAUGGUAUGGGAGGCAUGGACCCGGGCGGUAUGAUGCAGGGCAAUGUCUCCAAUGUUCCUCCUGCGACUGAAUACACUCUCCAAGGUGUGAUGCGAUUCCUGCAAACCGAAUGGCAUCGCUACGAACGAGAACGCAAUGCGUGGGAGAUUGAGAACCAAGAAAUGAGAGGAAGAAUAGCGCAGCUUGAAGGGCAAGCACGACGAGCAGAUGCGACGCAAAAAGCAUUGAGAAAAUAUGUGUCUAUUUUGGAACGAAAAGUCAAGCAGCAAGCCACAAUCAUCAGGGGCGAGGCUGCAGAGCCUGACGCUACCAAGACCGCCGCCGCGGAUCGUGAUGCUAAAAUCCAAGAAAAGCUUCAAGCGGCGACGGAAAAGUAUACAGUGCCUGGUGUCGAAGGCAUCGAAGUCGAGCGAUCCGAUGACGAAACACAAAGACAAGAACUAAAGCUAUUUCUUGACCAAUGCCAAUCGGAAUUCAUGUAUCUCAUGAUUGCACCGGCAAACCCACAACCCCCUCGCGAUUCACCACCUUUGCCGGUAAUCGAGGAUUUACGCGAGGUUGAUGCAUACGGUGUCCCGAUUCAGCAUCAAUUCGAGCGUCAAUUCCAACUGCCUCAACGACCCGGUAUUUCACAAGCACAGGAAAUCAACCAAAGACAACACCCAGGUGCUAUUGCUGGCAUGCCACCAUCACAGCAGAACGCAGGUUACGAAACGAACAAGAUGCCAGAAUUGCAACCCCAGGCCAUGGCACGGUCGGUAAACGAAGCUCAACAAGGGUCAUACUCUAAUGCGAGCGAUUGGUCUCUCCCAACAUCGGUCAACUCCGCGCCGGCAGAGGAUAAUGUGACCGACGAUAGCCAACGCUCUGGAGACCUCAACAGUGGUGAAACUGACCCGACACAACGUGACCAAUCUAAUGCAACCCCCGUACAAGAUGGCUGGGAUUUCCCAGACAGUGCCCUUGCUGAGAGUGGUCCUAUGCAGCACCCAAAUCUUUCAUCCAACAGACCUGACACUGACAUGUUCCCAAAUGCAGAGUACAUGCCCAAGUCACCAGGACGCCUGCCGGGUGGCCGACGCAAGGGAUCAAUGUCAAGGCGACGAAGCGGUGAACACGAUCUCGGGCUUGCAGCAUCACCGAAGAUUGAUGAUGGAAACUUCAAAUUGCGAUUUGGAUUACGGGGACACCUCGAUACAAUUCGCACUGUCAUCUUCUCUGGUGGUGGCAGCCCUGCCGAACCAGAGAUUUGCACUGCUGGCGACGACGGUAUGAUCAAGCGUUUCCAUAUUCCCCGAGUUGAUGGCCAUGGUCUCCCCCAUGGAGCUUCCGAUUUGGAUGUUAUUGCGAACUUUACUCAUCGCGGACACCGUGGCGCCGUACUUGCGCUCACUUCAUGGAUGCCAUCACGAAACUUUGCUACUGGCGGUCGUGCCCAAGGUGAUGGCUGGAUCUUCUCUGGUGGUCAGGAUUCGACAAUCCGUGUUUGGGAACGAGGCAGAAUCGAUCCUAAGGCGACCCUUGAUGGCCACACCGAUGCUGUAUGGGCCUUGUGUGUUUUGCCGACAACUCUAGGUGCUAUUUUUGGCUCAUCCAGCCAGUAUGGUACCUCCGACCGUAUCCUGCUAGCGUCUGGUGCGGCUGACGGAACUGUUCGACUAUGGUCUGUGAGCGCACCGCCGCAGUUGAGCUCCCCACAGCCUGGAUCCCACAGGGGCAUGCGAGGUGGCCGCGUUCGAGGUAACUCGAUGAGCUCCGGCAGCGGCUUCUCCAACUCUCCUCAGCCAAACGUUGCCUCAAACUCUCCUUUCCACUACACUCUUAUCCACGUCAUUAACAGAUCAGACGAGUCGACUGCCAGCCCAACAUGUAUUACACCCCUUGACCCAUCUGGAGAAACAUUUGUGGUCUCGUAUGCGGAUGCUGCCGUCAUUGUAUUUGACACGAAGACUGGUGAGCAGGUCGGAUCCAUGGAUAGCCUAGAAACCUAUGACGGCUCUCUCAAGACCAGUGUCAACGCAGUUGCUGCCACAACCGCAGGGCUUGAUCAGGGAGCGCACCAUGGUAAUGCAAUGGGCGAAGAAGACACAAGCGCCCCAACCGGAGGUCGUUCUAUGGCUGGAUCUGGAGUGGAGGGAACUAUUAUCACUGGCCACGAAGAUCGUUUUGUACGAUUCUUCGACGCUAACAGCGGCCAAUGUACAUACAACAUGGUUGCCCACCCAGAUGCCAUCUCUAGCUUGUCGUUGAGCCCUGACGGCCGUGAGCUUGUUAGUGCCGGUCAUGAUGCCUCACUCAGGUUCUGGAGUCUGGAGAAGCGCGCAUGCGUACAAGAAAUCACUAGCCAUCGCGUCAUGCGCGGUGAAGGUAUCUGCGCUUGCGUCUGGAGCCAGGACGGCAAGUGGGUGGUGAGCGGUGGCGGCGACGGCGUCGUCAAAGUGUUUGCGCGAUGAAGUGAUUUUGACUAAGCGACGAGCGGUUCAUAUCAGCAAUGACGUUUUCUGCUGCCGAAUUUGAUGAAGGACAUAUUGUUACAGCAUGGGACCGGAGAAUGUUGUGUUUACAUAAGGCUUUUCUUUUUUGAGCGGGACGAGUCGGCGGUUGCGAGAAUGGCUAAAACCCAGCAUUUUGGUAGGCCCGGCGAGGGAUAGGGCCACAUGGCACGGUAAUGUCUUGCAUUACUACUCCUGAAGAGGGUAUGCCUUUUGUAUCAUCACAUUGAGAGAGAAUAUAUAUUUUUUUCAGUCUAU